AUGGCUCACGACACGCCUUCGAGAAGCGGCCUUGCGCGGUCAUACUCCCCCAACAGCCAGCCCGGCCGCUCCGACUCACUCGACGGUCGGGAUCCGGCAGUCGCGAGCCAGUACGCCGCCUUCCAGGCGGUCGACCAGCAGAUCCUCGCUCGUCGUGUGGGAUUGCCUGCGAAAGUGGAGCCGAUCCCUUUGAAGUUCGAGAAAAAGGCCGUUGUUGAGAACGGAGAGGACGGCGAGUCUGCCGAGCGGCCCGAGGCGGUCGUUGAUGCUGCGCUGGCAUCUGAGGACGGAGAGACGGAUGUGUCCUCACCCGUCGAGGACAAGACGGUGUCUGUGUCCCAUGUCAUUACUAAUGUCAUCAUCCUACAAUCCUUCUUGUUCGAGCUGGCAAGCCUGGUGCAGGUCAGGGCGGGCCUAUUUGAUGAAGUGCGCUUUGCAUAG
Messenger RNA from Phaeoacremonium minimum UCRPA7, 441 nucleotides. RefSeq names its product putative dna polymerase epsilon subunit protein. Bases 1 to 441 code for a protein of 146 amino acids. NCBI's taxonomy places the organism in Eukaryota, Fungi, Ascomycota, Sordariomycetes, Togniniales, Togniniaceae. The record is from RefSeq and is a predicted model, not a curated record. The transcript has a single exon.